ACUACUGACUCUACAGCCUGCUGCUGCAGAGGAAGCAGCCCUAACCCGGGGGGGCGGGGUUAGCGUCAGGGGGCGGGGUUAGCCUCAGGGGGGCGGGGUUAAAGGUAUUUCCUGGUGAGCGGCAGCAGGAAGAUGAAUGUGGGCGUAGCUCACAGCGAGGUGAACCCCAACACCAGGGUGAUGAACAGCAGAGGAAUAUGGCUCACCUACCUGCUGCUGACCGUCGUGCUGCACAUCGUCCUGCUCAGCAUCCCGUUCUUCACCGUGCCGCUCGUCUGGACCCUCACCAACGUCAUCCACAACCUGGUGAUGUACCUGUUUCUACACACAGUGAAGGGAACUCCCUUUGAGACACCAGACCAGGGCAAAGCUCGCCUGCUCACACACUGGGAACAGAUGGACUACGGCGUCCAGUUCACGUCGUCACGCAAAUUCCUCACCAUCUCGCCGAUUGUUCUGUACGUACAUUCUCGCCAGUUUCUACACAAAAUACGAUGCCACGCAUUUUCUAAUCAACACCAGCUCCCUCCUCAGUGUCAUCCUCCCAAAGCUGCCUCAGUUUCACGGAGUACGGAUAUUUGGGAUCAACAAAUACUGACAGAAGAGACUGAACGCUGGAUUUUAACCACCAACACUGGACUUUGUAGUUUCUGCUGAACUAUUUUAUGUUUCGAGGUCGAGGAGGAGAGAACCAGUUGGACUCGUCUUACCUGUACAGACUGUGUGGAGUAAUAUAUAAAGAAGGUAAAUGCACUGCUGCGGUUUUAUGAAAGUAAUUUCUUUACUGACAUUCCUGAUGUAGGUUUGUCAAAAAGACACUUUGGCUUCAAGGAAUUUGAACUGCUGCACACUGAAUGUUUAUUCUGGACUCGUCCGUCGUCACAUGAUUUCUGUUACAAACUGCACUGGCUGCAGGUCUGUAGAACUGUCCGCUUGUUGCCAUAAAUGUGAAUGAAUUCA
Messenger RNA from Sebastes umbrosus (honeycomb rockfish), 960 nucleotides. RefSeq names its product ORMDL sphingolipid biosynthesis regulator 2 (gene ormdl2). The record is from RefSeq and is a predicted model, not a curated record. Lineage: Eukaryota; Metazoa; Chordata; Actinopteri; Perciformes; Sebastidae. Gene Ontology annotation, biological process: negative regulation of ceramide biosynthetic process; ceramide metabolic process; intracellular sphingolipid homeostasis. The coding region runs from base 133 to 657 and encodes 174 amino acids. The transcript is spliced from 4 exons. Gene Ontology annotation, cellular component: endoplasmic reticulum membrane.